Aspergillus nomiae NRRL 13137 is the source of this 1605-nucleotide messenger RNA. Its product is annotated as HET domain-containing protein. The record is from RefSeq and is a predicted model, not a curated record. The coding region runs from base 1 to 1605 and encodes 534 amino acids. Lineage: Eukaryota; Fungi; Ascomycota; Eurotiomycetes; Eurotiales; Aspergillaceae. The transcript has a single exon.
AUGUUCAAAUCGCGGCGUCAUGCUAUCUUCAGAAAAGCAGCAGUGAAUGAUGAGGUUGAAUCGGUAGCACCAAAUGAUAUAGUAGAUUCUGGAGCACCUCGUCGCUUGGUUGAUGUUCGAGCAUUCUGCAGCGACCACGACCAUGGCAUUGAAUGCGAACACAAUGUCAGGCUAGUGGAAAACCUGCCAGUCUGCCCCGAAUACAUGACACUGAGUCAUUGUUGGGGCAAAAGGCUCGGUAUCAAUGCCAUCACAACAAGAUAUAAUCUCCUCAGUCGCAUGGAAAAGAUUAAGCUUGAUGAUCUACCGGCAAACUUUUGGGAUGCUAUUAGCAUUACCCGCCGACUUGGCAUUCGGUAUUUGUGGAUUGAUGCACUAUGCAUCAUCCAAGACUCACAAGCCGACUGGGCUCAGGAAUCAGUCAAAAUGGGCCAUAUAUACGACAGGUCAUACCUCACAAUCGCAGCGAGUGCUAGCGAGGAUAGUACCGGAGGAUGCUAUCGCGGUACUGGGACAAGGCAAGAUGGUCUGGGUGGAGGGACUCUAAUCGAAAUCACAAACAAACUCCUAGCCGCAAAUGGCGAGACAUCGACCUUGUUCCUUUGGGUGCCAAAGUUAAGCGAAGAUGAUCCUCUGAGAGAACCUGCACCCUUGAUUGGCUGUUCUCUGAGCCAGCGUGGAUGGGUAUUUCAGGAAAGAAUCUUAUCACCGAGGACGAUUCAUUUCACAAACUCCCAACUGGUUUGGGAAUGCCGAGAAGUAUAUGAGAUGGAGGAUCGUCUCCCUUUUCUCACACCCCAUGAUACUCUGUCCUUGGCUAUGCAUCGAGAGAUCUCUCCUGGUAAGAUAAAGCAUAUUUGGUACGACUGGCUCAUUGGAUCCGGAUACUCUAGUAGGCAGUUCACUCUGAUGAAAGAUCGACUUAUCGCCAUAGCUGGAAUUGCGAGAUCUCUGCACGAACGAACAGGCGUACCUUAUAUUGCUGGUCUAUGGACGAAUCACCUGGGUUUCGGGUUAGGUUGGCUUGAAACUCCUAAGCAUGGAUCAGCAUAUCCUUCUGAACUGUUCAACAGUUCUAAUUCUCGACGCAGGCCGACCUGGACCUGGGCUUCAUCUGACCAUGAAUUCCAGUAUCCAUUGAGGGAUUUUGAAGAGGACCAUGAUCUCCGUUACGUGGACAGUAAAAUGGUAACUCUAGGAAACGUUAACGAUCCAUUCACUAUCAUUAUUGGCGGGUGGUUAAACAUUAGAGCAAGAGUUUACGAUGGUCCUGCGUCCUAUUUCACAAAAUUAUGUUUGGAUACUAUGGCCCAGCAGGAAGUUUGGGGAACGGCAUCAGCAGAUUCCGAAACCGGGUCUUCUACCUUCAACGCUCCGUCAUGGGGGUAUAUCCGACUAGGACAGUUCAACUCCCGAACAAAAAGCCACAUUUGUACUGACGAAUCAUGGCUCAUAGUGCGGCGAGCGGAGGCAAGAGAGGAAGAGUAUGAGAGAAUCGGUAUUGCUUACCGAAGCUUCAAAUAUCAUGAAGAUGGUAUAGAUGGAGGUGUUACACUAGGGAUGGGUGAUUGGGAAUACUUGGUAAGGGAUCUUAAGCUGGUGUGA